This is a messenger RNA of Rosa chinensis, 1339 nucleotides long. RefSeq names its product expansin-A1. Bases 164 to 913 code for a protein of 249 amino acids. The transcript has 4 exons. Gene Ontology annotation, cellular component: extracellular region. Gene Ontology annotation, biological process: plant-type cell wall organization. The record is from RefSeq and is a predicted model, not a curated record. Lineage: Eukaryota; Viridiplantae; Streptophyta; Magnoliopsida; Rosales; Rosaceae.
CCCAGUUUCCACACACUGUUUCUCUUCCAAGCUCCUUCUAUAUAUUCCCCACCUCACCCCCUCCAUUUUCCUCACACCCUCAGCUCCCAGCUUCCUCCAUUUUGCUCUAUUUUCUUCACUCUCUUUUGAGUCUUUUCUGCUCUCUCAGUCCCAAAAGGACAAAAUGUCGACGGUGCUUCUCUUGUUCGGGCUUCUUUCUCUGACCCCAUUGUUUGCUCAUGCUUAUGGUGAUGGAGGUUGGGUUGAUGCUCAUGCCACUUUUUAUGGUGGGGGUGAUGCCUCUGGUACUAUGGGUGGGGCUUGUGGGUAUGGAAACCUAUACAGCCAAGGGUACGGCACAAACACAGCAGCUCUGAGCACAGCCUUGUUCAACAAUGGCUUGAGCUGCGGGGCUUGCUUUGAGAUCAAGUGUGUCAAUGACCCCAAAUGGUGCCUUCCCGGUUCUAUUUUGGUCACUGCCACCAAUUUCUGCCCUCCAAACAAUGCUCUCCCUAACAACAACGGCGGUUGGUGCAACCCUCCUCAGCAUCAUUUCGAUCUCGCGCAGCCCGUCUUCCAGCAUAUUGCGCAAUACAGAGCUGGAAUCGUCCCUGUCUCCUACCGAAGGGUACCUUGCCAAAAGAAGGGUGGGAUCAGAUUCACAAUCAACGGUCACUCAUACUUCAAUCUGGUCCUAAUCACAAACGUGGCUGGUGCUGGUGAUGUUCAAUCUGUUUCCAUCAAAGGGUCAAGAACUGGUUGGCAACCCAUGUCUAGGAACUGGGGUCAGAAUUGGCAGAGCAACUCCAACCUCGACGGCCAAAGCCUUUCAUUCAAGGUCACAACCAGUGAUGGCCGCACUGUAGUCUCUAACAAUGUUGUUCCGGCAGGCUGGUCUUUCGGCCAGACUUUCUCCGGCCUCCAAUUCCCUUAAACUAAACAAAACGAAGACGAAUAAGAAGAAGAAGAAACUACAAGUUUUGUUUAGGGUCGACUCAAUUUAUGAGAAGGGCUUAUAUUAAAUGGUCCUUGUGGUCGUUCUGAUCUGCUCUCAUUUGGAAAAGGGCAGACAGAAAUUAUAUCGAAUUUGGCAGUGGUGGGCAAUAAGAGUACCACCCGCCACUUUUUGUUAGGUUUGUUAAUUAGUGUUGUUGUGCUUGGUUAGUUUAAGUUUUGGGUCAAUCCCAUUGUAGUAAUGCUUAGGUCACCAUCCUUUAUUGGGGGCACUUAAGCUUCUUUUACUUGUCUAUGAAGCUAUUGUAAUCAGCUUUUGCUGCUGCUACUGAAUUUUGUGUCUGUCUGAGUCAGAGUUGUUAAAGUGCAAGACUUUUUGUUCUGAAUAAAGUCUCCUCUCCCUCUC